Puntigrus tetrazona (Sumatra barb) is the source of this 2532-nucleotide messenger RNA. Its product is annotated as transcription factor AP-2-alpha-like. Gene Ontology annotation, biological process: anatomical structure development; regulation of transcription by RNA polymerase II; regulation of cell population proliferation. Gene Ontology annotation, molecular function: RNA polymerase II transcription regulatory region sequence-specific DNA binding; DNA-binding transcription factor activity, RNA polymerase II-specific. Lineage: Eukaryota; Metazoa; Chordata; Actinopteri; Cypriniformes; Cyprinidae. The transcript has 7 exons. Bases 1 to 1359 code for a protein of 452 amino acids. The record is from RefSeq and is a predicted model, not a curated record. Gene Ontology annotation, cellular component: nucleus.
AUGGCCGGCAUUAUUGCUACCCCCACUUCACCUGCGCCGUGGACACGGAAAACAUCCGCCGAGUGUUUAACGACUGCAGAGACAUCAUCCAGCGCAUGCACCUACGACAAUCGCCACGACGGGACCAGCAAUGGCACAGCCCGGUUACCCCAACUGGGCAGCGUGGGCCAGUCCCCGUACACCAGCGCUCCUCCGCUCUCUCACACGCCCAACUCAGACUUCCAGCCGCCAUACUUUCCGCCACCCUACCAGCCCAUUUACCCGCAGUCUCAGGACCCUUACUCUCACGUUAACGACCCGUACUCCAUCAACUCUCUGCACGCCCAGCCUCAGCCACAGCACCCCGGCUGGCCCGGCCAGCGGCAGAGCCAGGAGAGCAGCCUGCUGCACCAGCACCGCGGGUUACCGCAUCAGCUGUGCAGAGAGUACCGCAGAGAAGUGCUACUUCCCUCGGGUCACGGCAUUGAGACUGGACUCACGGAUUCAAUCCCUAUCCAUGGAAUACCUCACUCUUUAGAAGAUGUUCAGCAUGUCGAAGAUCAAGGAAUUCACAUCCCAGACCAAACCGUAAUCAAGAAAGGUCCGGUGUCUCUGCCGAAGGGAAGCCCAUUUGGGAUUCCCUUUCAGAAAGAGCCCCUGCUGGGAAUGGUGUCAAAUCCCACUGAGGUCUUCUGUUCAGUACCCGGUCGACUCUCUCUUCUCAGCUCCACUUCCAAGUACAAAGUAACUGUGGCAGAAGUUCAGAGACGCUUGUCCCCACCGGAGUGUCUAAACGCUUCCCUCCUCGGAGGAGUAUUACGCAGGGCAAAGUCAAAGAACGGCGGCCGAUCCUUGAGGGAAAAACUGGAUAAAAUUGGACUGAAUUUGCCCGCGGGUCGCAGAAAGGCCGCUAACGUCACCUUACUAACUGCUCUGGUGGAAGGUGAGGCCGUACACCUGGCGAGAGAUUUUGGGUACGUCUGUGAGACGGAGUUUCCCGCCAAGGCCAUCGCAGAGUACCUCGGCCGACCGCACGUGGAGCGCAAUGAGAUCAACUCUCGCAAAACCAUGCUCUUGGCAGCCAAGCAAAUCUGUAAGGAGUUCACCGACUUGCUGACUCAGGACAGAUCUCCUCUGGGAAACUCUAGGCCGGCUCCCAUUCUCGAGCCAGGGAUUCAGAGCUGCCUGACUCACUUCAGCCUCAUCACCCACGGCUUCGGCUCUCCGGCCAUCUGCGCGGCUAUGACCUCGCUGCAAAACUACCUCAACGAGGCGCUCAAGCAGGUGGACAAAAUGUACGUGAGUUCGACCGGAGACUCCUCGCAGGCCUCUUCCGACGGCUCCAACAAAGUAGACAAGAUGGACAAGCACAGAAAGUGAGGCUGAGGUCGAACUCGAUCGGACCGUUUGAACGCAACAGCCGCUUUUGUAGCGGAGUGACGUUUUUCCAGACCUGACUCCUCCUCUUCGUCGUAGUUUCCGUUCUGCUUUGUUCUCCCACAUCAAGAUUAAGCUUAAACCCGAAGCCCUCCUGGUUCGCGUCUUGGUCUUCCAGCACUUUCUCCUCCACAAACACAUUUCAAAGCUUAGCCUCAGUCGAGACAGUUCUUUAUCGAGCGACGAGUCAUCAGGAAGUUAUCUAUCAGAGGGGAACUGCAAAGAGGAAGUUGUUGAGUUUCCCAAAGACACCAUUUCAAGAGUUGACGUGGAUUUAAACUGUUUUCUUUUCGCUACCAAUCUGGGAGGAGGAAGUUUGGUUUCUCUGUGUCCUCCUCCUUGGUGCUGACCUCCCAAUGGACCAAGGAUGUGACCAUGUAUGAGACAUUAUAACUUGUUCUAUGCUUGACUUCAUUGGACGCAGUGUUAUUGUUUUUCUGUUCUUUGUGGGAGUGUUGUUGGCAUGAGUGACUGUUUUGUGCGCAUGGGUGUACAUGAUUUCCAAACGACCCUUUGUGCUGAUCAGUGGAUUCCUCUAAACGAGAAACGCUCAAGAUGUAUUUGGCUUAAAUUUCCACUGAGAACAAUUAAAGGACCUUUUUAAUUAAGUUGCCGUGAUCAAAUCAAGUAUCAUACGGAUGGGUGUGUGUGCAUGUUUGGAUUCGUAUGAGCGUACAACCUUGUUGUUCAUCUUUUUGAUGCCUUUUACGUCAGACUAGAAGUUAAAUGUUCCAUUUGUCUUUCCCCAAAUGUAAAUAUUUUCUAAUUUAUGUUGUAAUUUAAUGGGAUUUGUAAAUAUUGGUACAAUUAUGGUGUUUGGUUCCACUUUUUAAAAAAAAGAUGUGUUAAGCUUUUAUAAAGGGGUUUGUUUUUUUUUAUCAUAUAGUGGUUAGGCUACGGGGUCGAUAUUCUUUAUAGAAAUGUGUAAUAUUGGUUUAAAGCUGUAGGAAUAAAAACUCAACACUCUUGAUUUGCGUCUUCCAAGACUCCCCGUUUAUGACGCCGAGUUGUACACUUCACUACACACAUGCCCUGCCAGCGAGGCAUGUCGAACACGGCCAACUCAUGUGUAUAAAGAUUCCUUUUUAAAAUAAAUGUCAGCAAUGCUCACAGAAA